AUGGCAAGCGCUACAGGUCACAAUACCAAUCUUCGCUUUCUUGACGUUGGCGAAGAGCCUAAUCAAGCCCUAUUGCCUAUUAGAGGCUACGCCAAGGAACCAUUAUUGCCAUUAGAGGAGGCUGCUCAACCAAUAAGUGAAUUAUUAGACGAUCUGGAAACAAUGGUACAUACAGCGAAAUGGAAUUCGAAAAAGCCAGCAGAUGGUCUCACUGUCGAUGAAUCGGCUGCCAUUCACCUGUACACAAUGCAGUGGGAAGAGCCGAACGUAAGUCUUUUUACUAAACUUAACACCACAUUACGUUCAAAGCGACGCGAACCAUUGAAACCAUGGUUUCGCUAUCUUAAACUCACCUUGACGGCAUUAUUCAAGUUGCCGUCAGUAAAAGCCACCGUAUGGCGUGGUGUUCGCGGUAAUUUAAGCGACCAAUACGACGAAGAACACAUAUGGUGGGGGUUCAGUUCAUGCACUGAAAGCAUGAAAGUCAUGGAACAAUUUGUUGGCACAACUGGUGUGCGAACAUUGUUCAAUAUAGAGUGCAUCAAUGGCAAGGCAAUUCAAAAGCAUUCGUUUUAUAAGGACGAAAGUGAAGUUCUUCUCUUACCUGGUACUUACUUUCGUGUAGUGGGCAAAUGGAGCCCUGCAAAAGACUUACACAUGAUACAAUUACGAGAAACACCCGCACCGCACGUGUAUUUGGAACCUCCAUUUGGAACAGCAGCAGCAGCACCACCACCACCAAGUAAGCCGGUCGUUCUACCUCAAGCGCCAGCCAAGGAAGAAAAAAGUUCAUCGCAUGCAUCAGCUGCGCCUGCAAAAACAAAAUAUAAGCAAGAAUUCGCUGUGCCUAGUACUGACAAGCAGCUUCGUCAAGUUCAGUCGUUUUUCUCAUUAGCGAUCGGUGGUUACAUGCCGUGGUGCAUUCAGCCUCCGCAAAAGAAGGUAAAUGAAUACAAUUGUUGUUAUGCGUAUUCUGUUAUUUGA
Molecule: messenger RNA, 984 nt
Organism: Adineta ricciae
Lineage: Eukaryota; Metazoa; Rotifera; Eurotatoria; Adinetida; Adinetidae
Source: the annotation of a GenBank genome assembly